GUUUGGUUCAUAAGGUUGUGUCUUUGCACUCUUCAAAUGUGUCUCAGGACAGUUUAUCUUCCAAUACUUCACCCCGGGACAGUUUUCUGUGCCUCCCUGCAUUGAUCCUGGACUCCUUGCAGCGGUGGAUGGUUCAGAGGAAUGUACGGCAACAGAAAAGAGGCUGCCAGGAUAGCAGAAGAGAUCUAUGGAAUAGCACCAGGUUCAUGGGCAGAUCGAUCUCCUCUUCAUGACGCUGCAUUCCAAGGGCGCCUGCUAUCUUUGAAAACAUUGAUCGCGCAGGGAUUCAAUGUGAACAUUGUAACCAUAGAUCGGGUUUCUGCUCUCCAUGAGGCCUGCCUGGGUGGCCAUGUCGCUUGUGCGAAAGUCUUACUGGAGAACGGCGCUCAAGUCAAUGCAGUCACUACUGAUGGAAUCACUCCUCUCUUUAAUGCCUGCUGUAGUGGCAGUGCAGCUUGUGUGAACAUGCUGCUUGAAUUUGGAGCCACGCCACAGCUAGAGAAUCACCUUGCUUCACCUAUUCAUGAAGCAGUAAAGAGAGGUCACAGGGAGUGUAUGGAAAUUCUUGUGGCCAAUGACGUUGACAUUGACCAAGAAGAUUCGCAGCACGGAACACCCCUUUAUGUGGCCUGCAUGUAUCAGAGGACAGACUGUGUCAAGAAGCUUCUCGAACUAGGAGCCAGUGUUGACUUGGGUAAACGAUUAGACACUCCACUCCAUGCUGCAGUUAGGAAAUCCGGCGCAGAAGCAGUCAACUUGUUAAUGGACUAUGGUGCUAGCUUGAUACGCAGAAAUGCUGAAUUCAAAUGUGCCCUUGAUCUGGCAGCCCCCAACAGUAAAGUGGAACAGGCCCUCUUGCUUUGGGAAGGUCCUGCCAGCCUUGCCCAGCUGUGUCGGCUGUGUAUCAGGAAGUGUCUGGGUCGCUCAUGUCUUUAUGUAGUCCACAAGCUGAAUCUUCCUGAGCCACUUGAGAAAUUUCUCUUAUAUCGAUAGCUCUAUGACUGUCUAUACGAUGAUUGCCAAGAGAGGAACAAAAUGGCUGUUUACCACAAAGAUAUUAAACCGUACUGAAAAACAAAGACAUCAUUUACUGCUUACUAUAGGUACCAAACUAAUUAGCUGCUGACAUAACAAUACUCCCUGACACAAUACUCCUAUAUCUUGUAACCACUGGAAACUGCUUUGUAGCACAGUGCAUGUUACCAUGGAAAUGAUAUCCUCACACUUUAGUGUUAAAUCCACUGAUGUUAGAUAAGAGGCUGAAAUACGCAAACAGCAGAUUGUACAGCUGUGUGUAGGUAUACACCCAAACAGCUGAUUGUAUGGGUGUGUGUGUGUGGGGGGGGUUAUGCACAAACAGCUGAUUGUGCAGGUAUAUGUAUGUGUGGUAUACAAGCCACCUUAAGUAUGAUUUAAUGAAGUCAACUACUGUAUAGAAGUCUGAUGCUAGAGAAGUUUAAAUUAAGCCAAAAGAAAUAAUUCAUCUUCUCCUCUCUUUCCUUUCAAAUGCAGCAAAAAGUCUGCAUGAAUCCUGAACUUUUGAGAUUUCAUGAAAUAAAUCCUCAAAUGAAAAUACCAAA
This is a messenger RNA of Mauremys reevesii (Reeves's turtle), 1580 nucleotides long. RefSeq names its product ankyrin repeat and SOCS box containing 11 (gene ASB11). Gene Ontology annotation, molecular function: protein binding. Gene Ontology annotation, biological process: intracellular signal transduction; positive regulation of protein catabolic process; protein ubiquitination. The record is from RefSeq and is a predicted model, not a curated record. Bases 142 to 993 code for a protein of 283 amino acids. The transcript is spliced from 8 exons. Lineage: Eukaryota; Metazoa; Chordata; Testudines; Geoemydidae.